Messenger RNA from Leguminivora glycinivorella, 1535 nucleotides. RefSeq names its product protein henna. The record is from RefSeq and is a predicted model, not a curated record. Lineage: Eukaryota; Metazoa; Arthropoda; Insecta; Lepidoptera; Tortricidae. Gene Ontology annotation, molecular function: phenylalanine 4-monooxygenase activity; iron ion binding. Gene Ontology annotation, biological process: L-tyrosine biosynthetic process; L-phenylalanine catabolic process. Bases 91 to 1464 code for a protein of 457 amino acids. The transcript is spliced from 6 exons.
AGGCGACAUAAAAGCUACGCGCGAGUGCUGGCCGGUUGUUUACUUAGCAGCUCGCGAGGGAACACUUGCGCUCGCUCCUAUACUUUCAAAAUGGAGGUAUCCAAAGCUCCCCAAAAUCAAGACAAUCUGUCAUCUUCACCGCCUGACAAGCCAAAAUUGAUGCACGGUGGAAACUACAUCAAAGAGGGUCGCGACUCCGCCAAAUCGACGUGGUUAUUAUUUUCUGCUGAAUCACCCGACCAAGCUGGUUGCUUGGCCAAGUUCUUGAGCAUAUUUUCUUCACAUGGAGUCAAUCUCAGCCACAUCGAGUCCCGGUCUUCGGCCAGGCGCCCGGGGUACGAGUUCAUGGUCGAGUGUGAGCAUGGCACCGGUGAUUUUGGAGCUGCCUUAGAAGACCUUAAAAAGAACGUGGGCUACCUGAACAUCAUUUCCAGAAAUUAUAAGGACAACCGAUCUGCCGUGCCAUGGUUCCCCAGACGUAUUCGUGACUUAGACAGAUUUGCAAACCAAAUUCUUUCAUACGGGUCAGAGUUGGACUCAGAUCACCCAGGCUUCACGGACCCGGAGUACCGCGCACGGCGCAAAUACUUCGCUGACAUCGCAUACAACUACAGGCACGGCCAGCCGCUGCCGCACGUCAACUACAGUCCGCAGGAGACCGCCACGUGGGGCAUGGUGUUCAGGAAGCUCACUGAGCUCUACCCGACGCAUGCCUGCAAGGAACACAACCACGUGUUUCCUUUGCUGAUGGAAAACUGCGGAUAUAGAGAAGAUAAUAUUCCACAGUUGGAAGAUGUGUCUAAUUUCCUUAAAGACUGCACCGGCUUCACCCUCCGCCCAGUGGCGGGGCUGCUGUCAUCGCGCGACUUCCUCGCGGGCCUGGCGUUCCGCGUGUUCCACAGCACGCAGUACAUCCGCCACCACUCGCGGCCGCUGUACACGCCCGAGCCCGACGUCUGCCACGAGCUGCUCGGCCACGCCCCGCUCUUUGCUGAUCCUGCCUUCGCUCAGUUCUCACAGGAAAUCGGAUUAGCGUCUCUUGGAGCUCCUGAUGACUACAUCGAAAGAUUAGCCACCUGUUUCUGGUUCACCGUGGAGUUCGGUCUGUGCCGACAAGAAGGCAAGCUGAAGGCGUUUGGGGCGGGGCUGUUGUCGUCUUUUGGCGAGCUGCAGUACUGCCUGUCGGGCAAGCCGGAGCUGCGGGACUUCGAGCCCGAGCUCACCGGCGAGCAGAAGUACCCCAUCACGGAGUACCAGCCCGUCUACUUUGUAGCUAACAGCUUUGAAGAUGCCAAGGAAAAAAUGAUUAAAUACGCGUCGACGAUCCCUCGUGACUUCGGCGUCCGGUACAACCCCUACACGCAGAGCAUCGACAUCCUGGACUCCGUGCGGCAGAUGAAGGACCUGCUGCGAGGCAUCCACCAGGACAUGGAGAUGUUGCUCAAUACUAUGGAGAAAUUAUAAGUGCCCUAUAUCUUAAGAUUAGCGUUAAGUAUAUUUAAUUAAUAAAAAAUAAAGUAAUUUUUUUAUGUAAA